Messenger RNA from Penicillium odoratum, 498 nucleotides. RefSeq lists its product as uncharacterized. Lineage: Eukaryota; Fungi; Ascomycota; Eurotiomycetes; Eurotiales; Aspergillaceae. The transcript has 2 exons. The coding region runs from base 1 to 498 and encodes 165 amino acids. The record is from RefSeq and is a predicted model, not a curated record.
AUGAAGUUCUCAAGGGCUUUCCCUAUAGUCCCAAGAGAAUGCAAUGGAGACACAAGCGUUUCAAGCUGCGAGAAGCCUACCAGCGAAGUCCUCACUGUCGGCGUGCCGGCAGCCAUUUCAGGCGUGAUCGUCGUGGCGGCUAUCAUUGUUUUCGUUUAUCUUCAUUUCCGGAGCCGUGCGAUUGAGAGACGUGAGGGUCUCAGGGAUAUAGAACUCGCGUCUAGGUACCACCAUGGAAGGUCCCAGGUGCCAGGGAGCCAUUCCACGACGCAUCACUUCUCCGAUCAUCAAACAGCUGGAAAUGGUGGACCUUAUAGCACACCUAGCACCUCUAUGCUACGAUAUGGGCUAGUAGCACCGACAGCGAUGUUGAAAGCUGAAGGCUACCAGGAGAUCCUUGAGCCUCCGUCUUAUGAAAAUUCCCAAGCCACAUCCAAGCAAUCUGAUCGCCCAGAACGUAACCUGACUGGCAACGGCAAGGUUGCCACUUCUUGUUAG